Amaranthus tricolor (Joseph's coat) is the source of this 2254-nucleotide messenger RNA. Its product is annotated as probable CoA ligase CCL8. The transcript is spliced from 17 exons. The record is from RefSeq and is a predicted model, not a curated record. Bases 149 to 1987 code for a protein of 612 amino acids. Lineage: Eukaryota; Viridiplantae; Streptophyta; Magnoliopsida; Caryophyllales; Amaranthaceae. Gene Ontology annotation, biological process: fatty acid metabolic process. Gene Ontology annotation, molecular function: medium-chain fatty acid-CoA ligase activity.
GAACAGAGCUAGGCGAACUGUAAUUUAGUGCUAUUUAAAAUUGGGGGGGACAAAAACCUUAAAUUUUCAACUAACGCAAAGGAAGUGAGGCCAUUUGUAAUUGACUCUUAACUUGUUGGGUGGUGAACUACUCUUUGUCUUUGUCUUGAUGACUACAUUUAAUAGACUGCUCUUUAAUCAAUUUUCUCCUUUAAAUUCUCGUGUUCGAAUGACAUUCUAUCAUUCUUUCUUUCUUCCUCCCGGACCUUCCUCUUCUUCUUCGCGCUUGCACUCUUAUCUUCACUCAACAUUGAGUUCAAGUUCGUUUAUGGAGGUGGUCAAAGCUAUUGCAAAACACGGUUCUGCUGCCAAUGGCUCUGUAGCUGUAAGAGCUGAUGGGAAAAGUUACACCUACAGGCAACUUUUUUUGUGUGCUGAAAGGAUAUCUACCCUUCUACAUUCUAGUGACUCCCAAAGUAUUCCUGAAGGUAGACAGCUUGCAAGUUCUUCGGUUUCCUUUGAUGGCCUCAAAUCCAGUGAAUCUCUUAAUGGAACACGAGUUGGUAUCAUCGCUAAACCUUCAGCUGAGUUUGUUGCUAGUGUACUUGGGACAUGGUUGAGUGGAGGAGUAGCUGUUCCACUUGCACUCAGCUACCCAGAAGCUGAGCUCAUGCAUGUCAUAAAUGACUCGGAUGUCUCCAUAGUAUUGAGCACUGAAGAUCACAAGGAACUUUUGCAAGCUGUUGCUACCAAAAGUGCAGCUCAGUUUUCUCUUAUUCCUUCAGUUCCCAGUAUGAUGUCAGAUUCUACUAACGAUGGUCAUUGCGAAAGUGGACAGUCAGAUGCACAUACAAGUUUGAAGGAAUCAAAAUUUCUUGGGGAGGAUGCAGCAAUAAUUAUUUACACUAGUGGAACAACUGGGAAGCCUAAAGGUGUUGUUCACACUCACCGAGGUGUGUUGGCACAGGUCCAAAUGUUGACAGAAGCUUGGGAGUACUCUUCUUCAGAUCAUUUUUUGCACUGUCUACCAUUGCAUCAUGUUCAUGGCCUUUUCAAUGCUCUUUUUGCUCCUAUGUAUGCAGGUGCUGUGGUUGAGUUUAUGCCAAAAUUUAGUGUCAGUGGUAUUUGGCAGAGAUGGCGUGAAUCCUACCCAAAGGACAGUACAAAAGUUGAUAGUUCUGUGACUGUGUUCACUGGAGUUCCAACAAUGUAUACUAGAUUAAUACAAGGUUAUGAAGCAAUGACUCCUGAUGUACAGGCUGUAUCUGCCUCAGCUGCAAGGAAGUUGCGACUCAUGAUGAGUGGGUCUUCUGCUCUCCCUUACCCUGUUAUGCAGCAGUGGGAAACAAUUACCGGACAUCGUCUUUUGGAGCGCUAUGGCAUGACUGAGUUUGUCAUGGCUAUUUCUAAUCCCGUGCGAGGGAUGAGGAAAGGAGGCACUGUUGGAAAACCAUUCCCUGGUAUAGAGGUCAAGAUUCUUGCUGAAGAGGGAAGCGGAAAUGAAACAAGCGUUGGUGAGCUUUGUGUGAGAAGCCCUUCAUUGUUUAGGGAGUACUGGAAAUUGCCCGAGGUGACAAAACAAUCAUUUACUGAUGAUGGUUUCUUCAAGACUGGUGAUGCUGUCACUGUGGAUGAGGAUGGCUACUACAUAAUUUUGGGAAGAACCAGUGCUGAUAUCAUGAAGGUCGGUGGCUACAAGUUAUCAGCAUUAGAAAUUGAAGCAGUUCUUUUAGAGCAUCCUGCAGUCACAGAAUGCUGUGUAUUAGGCUUGCCGGACAAUACAUAUGGAGAAGCUGUCACAGUGAUAAUUGUGCCACAUGAGGAGUUAAAGAGCAAACAACAGGAAGAGUUGAAGCCGACUCUAACACUCGAAGAAAUAUGCUCUUGGGCGAAGGACAAACUUGCUCCGUAUAAGUUACCAACACGAUUAUAUCUUUGGGAAAGCCUUCCUCGUAAUGCUAUGGGAAAGGUGAACAAGAAAGAGUUGAAGAAAUUACUACUCGCUUGAAGGGAAAAACUUCGCACAACCAAGCAAGCUUACAUUGUUUAGCUCAUACGAAAGGGGAAGCAUUUUACGCACCAAGGAACACACCAAGCAUGGUACGCGCUCUUAACCAACAUCACAAUCUGGCAGAGACUCACGAUUUCUUGCGCUUUUGAUACAGAUUAAUAUCUGUUUAUCGACUUACGAUGUAGAAGUGCAGCUUACAAAUGCUAUCCAUUGAUAUCUUGUAAAUUUCAUGCAAGAAUUAAUAAACACCAUUCUUUCACUGUA